CACUUCGCUACCUGCGGUUCAACGACAACCUCAACCUCAAUCACCCACAACCCUUGACAAUUUCGACGAGGUCUUUAAUCACUCAAGAUGUCGUCAAGCGCCAAAGUCAAGCCCGGCCAACUCUGGGGCAAGGGAAAGGAUGAUUUGCAGAAGCAACUCGACGAGCUCAAGACCGAAUUGGGAUCCCUAAGAGUCCAGAAGAUUUCCGGCGGUGCUACGUCAAAAUUGACCAGAAUACAUGAUCUCCGCAAAUCAAUUGCCCGCGUUUUGACCGUCAUCAACGCCAACCAACGACACCAACUGCGACUCUUCUACGCCAAGAAGAAGUACCUCCCUCUGGAUCUCCGAGCAAAGCAGACCCGUGCCAUCCGACGACGAUUGAGCAAGAAGGACGCCAGCCGAGUCACCGAGAAGCAAAAGAAGAAGCAGACCCAUUUCCCUGCGCGGAAAUAUGCCAUCAAGGCCGAAUAGAGAGACCGUCGUUGAGAGUUUUGGUCGGACAACAACAGCGUGGUUAACAGUGGUCGCGAGCUUUUCAUGCUGAUGAUGGACGACUAUUGCGAUUCUUCGAGAUGAGGGUGAGGGUGGGGUGGUCGGAGAUGAUAACCUUUGUGCGCCAGACCGGGAAGAAUCUUGACUAGUUGACUUAUGGCUUGGUGGUUGCUGUGAAGCAUGCUACUAUAAGUCAUGGCGCUGCAAAAUUUCUACUUUGGUGAUGGAUAAAGGAUAGUCAUAUCAUGACCUGCAUGGAUGUAAAUCAAAUCUUGCGCGAUGCAGACUUGAGAAGCAACAUGCCAGGAGAAAUGGCCUACGGAGUUCUUGCUAUGCAAGGAUUUAGACGCCUAGCCAAUUUAAAAACGAAAAAAGAAUCACAAUCGUAUGUCCACAUUUAUUUGCAGGACCAGUGAACGAUCCAGACUCUUUGUUUGAGUCCUUAUAGUCAUGCCGUACAUUGCGUCUAUGUCGAC
Molecule: messenger RNA, 968 nt
Organism: Exophiala mesophila
Lineage: Eukaryota; Fungi; Ascomycota; Eurotiomycetes; Chaetothyriales; Herpotrichiellaceae
Product: 60S ribosomal protein L35
Exons: 3
Coding region: 88-471 (127 amino acids)
Biological process (GO): translation; maturation of LSU-rRNA from tricistronic rRNA transcript (SSU-rRNA, 5.8S rRNA, LSU-rRNA)
Cellular component (GO): cytosolic large ribosomal subunit; ribosome
Molecular function (GO): structural constituent of ribosome; mRNA binding
Source: RefSeq, a predicted model, not a curated record